AGAUUGAACAUGAAACUUCUAGUCUUGAUAUUAUUAUUUAAUUUUAAAUUUUCAAAUAUUUACGGUGCACGGAUUUUGGCCGUAUUUCCAAUACCAUCAAUAAGCCAUCAAAUUGUAUUUCGUCCAAUUAUAAAAGAGCUAUUGAAACGUGGCCAUGAGUUGGUUGUUAUUACUCCAGAUCCAGCAUUCCCUAAGGGCAAAGCACCGGUUAAUUUAACAGAAGUCGACGUCCAUGAUCUUUCUUAUUCUUCGUGGGAAAGAUUUAUUCAAAGAUCAGAAGAUACAGGAAGUAUUUGGGCUGACAAGGUAGUUUUCAUUUUAAGUGUAAUAGAACAAGUUUUUGAAGAACAAAUGAUUUCGGAACAAGUCAUAAAUCUACUUAAACAAAAUGAAAAAUUUGAUCUUAUAUUGGUUGAAGCUUGUGUAAGAAUGACUCUUGGUUUAUCACAUGUAUUCAAAGCACCUAUGAUUCAAAUAAGUUCUUUUGGAUCGCCUUUUAAAAAUUCAGAAUCAAUUGGAACACCGUUUCAUCCAUUUCUCUAUCCAAGUGUGUUCAGACAUAGAAUAAAUGAUUUAAAUAUUUGGGAAAAAUUAACAGAAUUGUACAACGAAUUUGUAUUUCAUAACCGUCUAAAGUCAAAUGAAAUUCAUGAAAAUAAAAUAAUGAAACGUUUAUUUGGAGAAGACACUCCUACAUUACAAGAAUUGUUUAAAAAAGUUGAAAUGUUACUAUUAAAUGUGCACGCAAUUUGGGAAAACAAUCGUCCUGUAUCACCGAACGUCAUUUAUUUGGGAGGUUUGCAUCAAAAUGAUAAAAAAGACUUACCAAAGGAUCUACAAAAAUAUCUGGAUUCCUCUGUUAACGGUGUGAUAUAUGUCAGUUUUGGUACAAACGUGCGACCAUCACUGCUUCCUCUAGAAAAAAUAAAAAUAUUGACCGAAGUAUUUUCUGAAUUACCCUAUGAUGUUAUAUUCAAAUGGGAUAAAGACGAGUUACCAGGACAGACUAGAAAUAUAAGAAUAUUCAAAUGGGUACCACAGGCCGAUUUGUUAAGACAUCGGAAUAUAAAAUUAUUUAUAACUCAAGGUGGUCUUCAAUCUACGGAUGAAGCCAUAACCGCCGGUGUUCCACUAUUAGGUAUACCUAUAUUUGCAGAUCAAUGGUACAAUAUUGAGAAAUAUGAGAAAUUUAAAAUUGGACGUGGUCUUAAUAUGGAUACUCUUAAUAAAGAAACUUUAGCAGCUGCUAUAACUUCUUUAAUAGAAGACGAAAGCUAUCGCCGGAAUAUAGAACGUCUUAGAACUAUUAUGAACGACCAACCGAUGAGGCCGUUAGACCGGGCUGUAUGGUGGAUUGAGCAUGUGCUGAGGUUCGGCGGUGCUGCUCAUCUAAAAUCUGCAGGCGCUCACGUCACCUGGUCUGAAUACUUCGAAUUAGAUAUUCUUAUAAUAUUAAUCCUUUUGACUUUUAUAUCUUUAAUAUUGAGUUCACUUUUUUGUAUAGCAGCUUGGAAAUUUCUAAGUAAAUACAUUUGGAACGUGAAAUUGAAGACAUUUUAAGUUUAAUUCAAUAUCGAUUUAUAGGAAAUAUUUGUGAAUUUUACAAAAAA
This is a messenger RNA of Papilio xuthus (Asian swallowtail), 1610 nucleotides long. Its product is annotated as UDP-glucuronosyltransferase 2B7-like. The coding region runs from base 10 to 1560 and encodes 516 amino acids. NCBI's taxonomy places the organism in Eukaryota, Metazoa, Arthropoda, Insecta, Lepidoptera, Papilionidae. The record is from RefSeq and is a predicted model, not a curated record. Gene Ontology annotation, molecular function: UDP-glycosyltransferase activity. The transcript has 4 exons.